CCACUCUCUCACUUCUCCCUCUUUCCAUUUUGCACAUUUCAAUGCUUCAUUCUCAGUCUCCCCUGUUUCUUUUUCCCAUUCAUCACUCUUUUCUCUUCAUUUCUUCUCAAUUUCCACCUCUUUUUUCCCUUCUCAAUCAUCUCUGGUUUCCCUGUUCCUCUUCUUCCAACCCCUCCAAUCCACUUUCUUUCAAGUACAAUGUGCCCGUGAAGUAUAGAUAUAUUUACUUUGCUUCUCCGAAGAUGAUGCCAUUUAUUGUUUCCUGAUAUUGUUCGUGUAAGGUUCAAUUUAAGUUUUAACUUUCGUCAUCGCUACCUGGAGGAAAGACGGUUAGGAAGGAAGAAAAAUGCUGGAACCAGAGUUUUGUGCUUCCAAUAUACAGUCUCCUUUCCGUGAGGAGAGUGGGGAUGAAGAGCUUUCAGUUCUUCCAAGGCACACUAAAGUUAUUGUCACUGGAAAUAACAGAACGAAGUCUGUUUUAUUGGGAUUGCAAGGCGUGGUUAAGAAGGCUGUUGGCCUUGGAGGUUGGCAUUGGCUGGUUUUGAAAAAUGGGGUUGAAGUGAAGCUGCAAAGGAAUGCAUUGAGUGUGCUGGAACAUCCCACAGGAAACGAAAAUGAUGAACAUGAUUUGGACAACUCAAGUUGUAGCUCCGACAUCGGGGAGAAGGACAAUGAUUUCUCUAGCAACAUUGUUUUCCACAAACUUAACAAACCAAAAGUAAGGCAGAUUAGACCAUGGGCUCCAUCUUCAUCAGCAAAGUCGACUGGUCGGGGCAGCUAUGGAGAAAUUCAGUCUAUUCACAUGCCAAAG
Benincasa hispida (wax gourd) is the source of this 811-nucleotide messenger RNA. RefSeq lists its product as uncharacterized. Gene Ontology annotation, cellular component: histone deacetylase complex. Gene Ontology annotation, molecular function: protein binding; transcription coregulator activity. Lineage: Eukaryota; Viridiplantae; Streptophyta; Magnoliopsida; Cucurbitales; Cucurbitaceae. Gene Ontology annotation, biological process: regulation of DNA-templated transcription. The record is from RefSeq and is a predicted model, not a curated record.